Molecule: messenger RNA, 7870 nt
Organism: Scylla paramamosain (green mud crab)
Lineage: Eukaryota; Metazoa; Arthropoda; Malacostraca; Decapoda; Portunidae
Product: lysosomal-associated transmembrane protein 4A-like
Exons: 9
Coding region: 712-2157 (481 amino acids)
Cellular component (GO): lysosomal membrane
Source: RefSeq, a predicted model, not a curated record
UGAUUUCUUAGAAAUUUCGAUGAGGACACGUUAUCCUUAUAAGUAAGUUUAAUUGUAUCAUGGAGUAGCAGUGUGCCCCACACAGCUUGGCCAUCGUGUACUGUAACUGAUAUUUCAAAUCUGCCUGCACACAGGGUGGAAUGAGAGGUGAUCGCGCUUGAUUGGGUAUCAAAUGAUAAAUCAAAUGUGACUGGAGCAUUCAGUAUUAGUAUUGAAGAAAAUUGGUAGGUGGCAGCAGAGUUAACUGUCAUGAGAUGCAAGCUGAACAGGUCUGCCAUGACAGCCCUUCUGCAUGGGCCAAAUAAUAAUUAAAAAUUCCUAGCUUGAAAACUAUUAGCUUGUGACAGAAAAACUGGUUAAAAAAAACAAGGUAAGUGAAUUAGUAUAAACUUAUAUAAUACCCAUCUUAGAUUUGGCCUAUAAACUCAGAUAAUACCCAUCUUAGAUUUGUUGACCUAUAAACUCCAAUAAUAUCUAUCUUAGAUUUGUUGACUUGACCAAAGCUUUGCUAAUCCACUCACAAAAAUAGCUGAGGUGGCAGAUCUCUAAAUAAUUCUUAACAAUAGAACUGCAUUGUUCUGAGACUAAGUCUGGACCUUGAAGUACUUUCAUCCAUUCUCUCCCACUGAUCUCGGGUUACCACUCUCGCCUGACCAAGUAGGGGUGGCAGGACCCACGGACCACCCCAGGUAACCUCACCCAAGGAUAGCCAUGUUAGCUGCUGCAUACAGACAAGCAUUGCGACGAGAUAGAAUAAGGAGAAUAUUAAUGGAUCAGGAGGAAAUGGUGGUGCGCAGUGGUGAUAAUGGCACAGAUUACACACAGGAGGCUUCACUGCAGCCUACACAUAGUGCAGUGACUCGUGUGCCUGAUAGUGGCACUAAUUCUGAGGGAGGCAUCCAGGAGACAGGCAGCACGGAGACCAUACAGCAAGGAACUAGUGGCGGGUGUGGGGUGCAGGCGAGGGGGGAGGAAUUGGAGGGCAGGGGUGUUGGAGGAGGAGGCAGCAGUACCAUGCAGGGUGUGGAGCGGCUAAGGGAGGUGCGGGGCCGACUGGAGGCACUGAGGAAAUGGCAUGAUGAAUGGACCUGCUUCAUUUGCUGCCAUGUUCGCACUGGCACCAUUGUCAUUGGCAUAUGGCACAUGUUGCUGCACCUGAUUAGCCUGUCUCUGAUUGCCGUCAUGAUGGUUCAUCCUGACAUUCUGAAACAAUCAGGCAGUGGUCAUGGAGGAAUAAAUUCUGGGACAGAGCAACUGUCUGUAGAGCCACUGGAUGUUCAAGCAGUCAACUGUGGGACUGAGAUGCCAUGUAUCCUGGCAGCACAGGGAGAUGGCAAAACAGACCAGGUUACUUCUAAUGACUUCUCCUUAUCCCUCAGUAAUUUCAUGACCACUCAUCGCCCUAACACAGAUGAAGUAAAUGUUGCGCUCUUCAUCACACUUUGUAUGUUCAUCGUAACACUGUUGCUGGUGCAUGGAGCAUUGCGCCGUCAGCCCUCACACCUGAUGCCCUUCUUCUUUCUGCAGGUCUUUGAUUUCUGCAUUUCAAGCAUGACAAUGAUUGGCUAUGUCUCCUAUCUUCCAAACAUCCGCCAGCUGAUUCAGGACAACCCAGCCUUCCCAUUCCAGCAGCAGCUCCUUGCCAUGAAUACUAAAUGCCUUACCUUCUUUGCAAUGUUAAUAUUUAUAUCAACCUUGAUGGUCAAGGCAUACUGCAUUAGCAUUGUUUGGCGGUGUUACAAGUACCUUAUGCUGAAAGCCCAGGCUGGCCGAUCUGUCUUGCGAUACUUGGGAGGAGUGUCUGGUCCAGUAGAUCAGGAAAGUCAGACCCUAGUCAUGGGUCAAGAUCUCCCAGACUAUGACACAGCCAUAGCUGAUCCACAAUACAGAAAGAAGCUGCCGGGUAUAUUCCCUGAGCCUCCUCCCUCUUAUGAUAUGGCCAUGGCAGCCCUUGUUGCUCAGCAAGAAUCGGCCAGUGAAGCAUGUGCAGGCGGGGCAGCCUCCUCCCCAUCGCAAGAGCAUUCUUCAGCCACCCAAGACCAAACUCUUCAUGUGUCUGAAAAUGUCAGUGGUGGUGAAAAUCUGUCAGGUGUUUCUACCACAAACAACACUACCCUUGUCAGUGAUUGCAACACAGCAUCUCAUGCUGUUCAUUAGAAAGUAUGAGUUUUAUCAGAUAUAUUGUUGUACAAGACUGAAUUAUGAAAAAUUAUUCAUAUUAUUUAGCUCCUUUAUACUUUGACGUUUUAGCUUCGUUAGUAGAUAGAUGAGAAUAGUGUAUUAGGAAAAGUUCCUGUUAAGCCAGGUAAAGAGUGUCAGACUUGCAACCCUAGUCAUUGAAUCUCUACAGCUUUUAUGCAUUUUGAAAAAUUAUGAUAUUAAAUAUAUUUUUUGAAUAUGAAUGAAUCAUAGGAUAUAAAAAGAUUCACUAGUUUUAUAUGAGGCAUCCAAAUCUUCUUGCUAGAUCACGAUAACAACAUACUAGUAAAUCCAUUCUUAAUUUAAUUAGCAAUUUUAUAGGUUCAUUCUUCAACAACUUGGCUAUUUCUAAGCCAAAAUUGCAAGUGAAAGGCUUAGCUAAGUGACAGCUGACUUUGACUCUUUUUUUUUCAGGCAAGAAUCACUUAAUUUUCCUUUACCUCUUUACUUAUGCUAUAAAAUCUCAACAUUUUAUAUGUUAAUUCAUCACAUAGGCUUCUUACUGGCAAGUAAUCUUUAUUUUGGUAAUGAAAUAUACUUUUUUGAGUGAUUACCAUUAAAAAUAGAUUUCUUGGAAACAUUUCAUGUAGUUAUGAUGUUGCUUUUUGCAUUGAUUAGUACCUGCUAUUAUAUAAUGUAUUAAGGAAUAUCACCCAGUGAGUGCAAUCACACCAAUUUUUCUGAUAAGUCAUACAGGAGUACCCGAUUCUUGGGUUAGACUUGACCAGUAUUCCUGUUGUGCAAAAUGAAGUUUUAAUAAUGUUAUUCUGUGGUACAUCAUUUACUGAAACUACCUUGCUUCUUCUUGCAUUCACACAAUCCAUUUAGAAGAUUAGUGUUCACUGUCUCUGAUGUAUUGUUUUUGUAUAUCAACUGUAUUCAGUGUCACUACCUUAGUAAUAUUGCCAUCAGAGGACAUAUGACCAUGUUAAUGCUGUCACUGGGAGAUGCUCUCACUGCUGUUUGGUCUGUGUAUUACAAUCUUUUGUAAUUUACAAGGUACCAAAUUAAUGAUAAAAAAAAUUAAUAUCUACAGAUAAGUGUUUUGGUAAAAAUAAAAUAUUUACAGAUAAAGAAGUAUUUUGGUAGGAAUACAAGCCAGUCAGUAAAGGAGAGCAUUAGGUCAUGGACAUUUUUUAUAGUGCAUGGCCACAGAUAUGCAUCUUUUGCUCCAAGUAGAAGCAGGGCUGAUCUUUGAAAGGCUUUACUUAAGAUUUUUUUUUAUAUACUCCAAAACACUGCAACAACAAAGGUGUACUACUUUUUAUCUCAACUGUUUUUGUAAAACAGUGCUAGGUCUCCAGAUUAGAUUCACAUUCUUCAGAACUAUAUCAGACUCACCUGGAUUUGUCAUUUAAAUAUGGUAUAUGUUUGACAUAAGGUAAAAUUCCUCACUUCUCUUCCCAAAUGUUGACUGGAAUAUUAUAUAUGCUGACAAUAUAAAGGAGGGGAACAGUGAAUAGGUUUGUGGGAUAUGGGUUUGUUGGUACCUUUAGGAAAGGUGUGAAAGAAUGGCUGGAUUGAAAGGAAGAAUAGAAAUUGCUUGUCCAUAUAGAAUAGACUGAAGGAAAAGUAUUUGAAUGUUCAUUUCAUGAAUUAACUAGCAUAUGUGACAACACUAGUUACAAGUAUAUUUUCUGCUUGUUUCUCAUAACCUAUGUAGUUACAUCCCUCCACUUGUGGCAAACAUUAAAUUAGGAUUUGUUGUCUUCAUAGUAAUCUAGUCCACUUCACCUGUUGUUACUGAAGUAGGCAAGGUUGCCCGCUUUUUUUAUUUAUUUAUUUUUUUUUAUUUAUUUAUUAUUUUUUUUAGAAAUAUUGUUGCUUGUUUUGAAGCUGGAUCAACUAAGAUGUAACAGGUAAUAGAAAUAUUGUUGCUUGUUUUGAAGCUGGAUCAACUAAGAUGUAACAGGUAAUUUGUAACAAUCUUAAUUUUAACUUGGAAGUGAAUUAGAGUAUAUCCAGAAUACUGAAAGAACAAUCAUCAGAUUCCAGAGCAAAUUUAGUCCCUAUUUCUUGAUGCUGGUGUCCAGUUCUACAAUGGCUGCAAGUGAACUGGAAAUAAAUGUUUUAGGUUUUAAAUCUGUAGCAAAUAUUGCCCUGUUAUUUUCAGUUAUGUGUCUGGCAGCAGUAUUCAAGCAUUGUACAGGGUUGAGAUUGCUGCAAGAAUCAGAAAGAUGCCAGUAGCCAGUUGGCUGUCAUAGAGAGACAUGGUACCUGUGUGUGCUUCACUUGUGUUUCUGAGGCCACAUUUCUUGUAUCUAUAAACAAUGGGUAAAUCUAACUUUUUUCUUGCAAAUAAAGUGCACAUUUAUCUUGUAUUUAGAGAGCAAAACUGUGGGGAGAUAGAAUUAGGAAUGUAAAGAAGAUAUUAGUCUCGGUUAGAUGCACUUAUUUUUCUGAUAUUGAUUGACAGGAAUGUAAAGAAGGUAUUAGUCUCGGUUAGAUGCACUUAUUUUUCUGAUAUUGAGUGACCACUUAUAAGAAAAGGCUCAGGUGGCCAUGAAAGGAAAAAGAAGGCUGGCUGAUGGUUCAAAUUAAAGGUUACUAAAUACUCUCUAAUUUGAGCCAUCUGUCAGUUCUCUUUUUCUGUCUGUCUGAGCCUUUUUCCUUGCAAGUGUUUCACAUGGUUUUUUCCUUCCUAUACAAGGUCAUCUUAAGUUGUCUUUGCAAGGGAAAAUAGUUUUACCCUUCCAAUAAAAGGUCACCUUAAUGAGUUGUCUUUGCAAGGAAAAUGUAAAGUUAAUCUAUUGUUCAUAAAAUGGAAGAAAUUAGGCUCCAUGAAACCAGCAAAGGUAGGAUGGCAAGCCACCAGUCCAUAAAACUCACAAUACAUACAUUGCAGCUACUGGUAGUGCUCCUUUUCUUGCAACAAUCAUGAAGAUAUGUAGUGUUUGCACACUGCUGGGUAAUAUUUCCAAGGGGAAAUUUCCAGUUGGUUUAUGGCCACUGUACAAGCGCAAUCUUGCCUCCAGUGCCACCAAGAUAUAAUACUGGAAUCCAACCCAUGUUUGUCCAUCAAGUGCACAUAUGCAGAUUACACUUUAUUCUUGUUGGAGGACUAUAACACAUCCCUGAAAUGUGUGCUAAUGAUCUCUACCUAGGCAAAAUUACUUUUUUGCAAAAUUUUCUUUUGUGUAAGAUAAAGAAAAUAUACGUAUAUUAGUGUGAGAGAAAUGCAAUAGCAGCAAACACCCAAAGAGAUUUGAUAGCCGCUCACAAGCCAUUACAAUAGAUUUUGACCAUUUACUUGUUGCCAUUGCUACUACUCUUCAAUGAUAAGUUUCUAGAUUGACAUCAUGUGUAUGGGCAGAGCCAAAGCUGCACCUUCCUGGUCUGCUUCACAUUUGUAACUACCUUAAUUUUCCUUUUACCACAAUAAUAUAUAUAUAUAUAUAUAUAUAUAUAUAUAUAUAUAUAUAUAUAUAUAUAUAUAUAUAUAUAUAUAUAUAUAUAUAUAUAUAUAUAAAAUAUUAGACCCUCUUUAUACUGGACCUUGUUAUAGCAGAUUUCUGCAUUUAAGACAUGUGUGGCCUGUGGACCAUCCAUCAGAUUUACUAGAUAAAUAUUGGUAAAUGAGGCAUGUUAGGAGCUCCCUUCUAGUGGAGCUCCUAACAGGGGGAUGGUGCGGGGUGGUGGUGGUGAGCACACACUGCAUUGACCAGGAUUGCACUGUCUGCCAUAAUUAUGGUAUUUGUCAUAAUUUGGUGUUCAUCUGCCAACUGUCAUUGUCUACCAUACACUAUGCCAUAAUGUAUAGAAAAAAAUGUCAUUUUCACAUUGCUGUAUAAUUAUUUGGGUUGGCUGGCAGUGCAACCCUGGCACCCACACACUACUGCUGCCUCAGUCUUCCAGUGGCAGAUGUUAUUAGAGAUUGUGGUGCUCCUGACCACUCACCCCCCUUGAUCAAGAUGGCAUUCCUCUCCUGCUCACACUGCUAGGCGGAAAAUCAUGCCCAUGGCACAGGAGAGAGAGAGAGAGAGAGAGAGAGAGAGAGAGAGAGAGAGAGAGAGAGAGAGAGAGAGAGAGAGAGAGAGAGAGAGAGGGUGGGAUAGAUGGAAGGAAGGAAGGGAGAGGAGGGUAGGAAAGGGGGGUUAGAGAUUGUGAUGCUCUUGAACCACUCACUGCCGCUUUAAUUUGAUUUUUGCCUUUAACCGUCAGUGGCUUCGCCCCAAUUAGUGCAGUAUGACAAGGGUUUACUGUAUAUAUUUUGCCAUUUCCUAAUGCUAAAUAAUUCAGUUAAUAUUAAAUAGUAUGUCGUUAAUAAUUACAUUACUAGUAAUAAUGCUUAAAGUUUACUGAAUUCUAUACAUCUUUUGUUUGCUUCAUUACAAAUCAAAAUUACUGAUUUAAUAAUUUCCAUGUAUUUAGUAUACAUGAAAAUUAUUAUUGUGUUUUAAGUAUUUUGUAUUUUUAUUUAUAUUUAAUUGGAAGUCAUAUUAUGAUUCAAUUUAUUAUUAUUUUAAGUUGAAGCAUAAUACUCAAACUAUUAAUAUAAACUGAAGUCAUAUGAAAAUGGUAAUUGGAGGAAAAAAUAUGGUAGAUAGAAAUGCAAAGCAGAGCAGGGAGGAGCAGCAUUGGCCAUGCCCACAGGCAUAACCCAAAAAUAGAUCAGCAAACAGCAUGAGUGGCAAGAAUGAGUUAAUUAUCAAAAUCCCAUAUGCAGUUUGUAAUGCCACCAGAUCUCUCUCUGGAUAUUUGUUGCUAUUGCAUAUUUCCCUCACAUCAACAUACAGUUGCAGUCAUAAGUUGUGUCCUGCCUCAUCACCAUGAUGAAUUGUAACCAACUUAGGUUUGAACAAUGGUCCAUUGUGAAGAGAGAAGUAUGAGAUGCUGGCAUGGGAGGGAGAAACCCUUCCUGUACCUACACCAGCACCUCACACUCCUCUUCACAAUGCACUGUUGUUCAAACUUUCAAACAUGAGCUGGUUAUGAUUCAUCAUGGCGAUGAAGCAGGACAACUUAAACCUACGACAGUACAUUAGCAAUGUGCUAUUUAUUUAAUAUUUGUUUACUUUACAGGAUGAGCUGAAAACUGAGAAAAGAAUGUCCUACCAGGUGGACAACAUUAGUAUUCAUUUCACUAACAGGUCAUAUCGGCAAAGGGAUGGGAGACCACAUUACUAAUAUUUUUUUGACAAAAGUGAACAAUGGUACUAUAUUAAUUAUGAGUAUUAACCAUAUUGUAAAACUUACUCUUUGUGUAUAUGCACCUUUUAUUGACGAAGUUAAUAAUUGAUAUUUUCAUACAUGACCAGUAGGCAGUAAGCUGAUCUGUUAUGAUAUUAAACUGAAAACCACUAACAAGAUGUUCCUACUGCACAACUGCUUCAAUAAUUCCUGUAGUGAAGAAGUUAGAAAACAAUAGGAACACUUUGUAUACACACAUUGCUGUGUUUUGGUCUAAUAGUAAAUAUAGACUAAUGGCAAUUUUUCUUCAAAGGUAAAGAAAUAUCUCAUGACAUUAGAUGUUCAUUGUCAUAACAGAUUUCAUAGUCAGAUACAAAUAAUAGCUCAGAUCCAUUAAUAUAAAAUGUACACACUAUUGCAUAAUGAAGACUAUAAGAUUCACCAUCCUUGAUUAAUCUACUGGAACAUUUGGAUUCCAGUGUAGUAGUAAUAUAUCCUGUCUGUUCUAAAGAUUAUAUUAUAAAUAAAGUUUUGCGUUGGA